Molecule: messenger RNA, 293 nt
Organism: Thalassophryne amazonica
Lineage: Eukaryota; Metazoa; Chordata; Actinopteri; Batrachoidiformes; Batrachoididae
Product: phospholipid transfer protein-like
Exons: 4
Biological process (GO): high-density lipoprotein particle remodeling; ceramide transport; phospholipid transport
Molecular function (GO): phosphatidylcholine binding; ceramide transfer activity; phosphatidic acid transfer activity
Source: RefSeq, a predicted model, not a curated record
GAGGCAAAUUUUAAUGCUAAAGUCUCUAUGAAGGGAAAGCGACUGGCUAUUCAUGCAGACCUCCGCAGGUUUAAGAUCUUCUCUAAUCAGUCAGCGUUGGAGUCACUUGCACUAAUUCCUCUACAGGGUCCUCUGAAGGCCAUGUUGCAGAUGUCAGUGGUUCCUUUGAUAAACAACUGGACAAAGAGAGGAGUUCAGAUUCCGCUAGCUGAUGGGAUGGAUUUCAUUGAGGAAGUGGUUGAAUAUCACAAUGUAAGUUAUGUUACAUUUUUAAUAUCAACAUACAAUAUAAU